CUCCAUGAUUGCCUCAGUGACUGCACGCACCCGAGCCACCAAGAACAGAGCUACCUACACUUCCCAGUAGCUUAGCUACUUUUGCGAAGAAGAAAAGGAAUAUUUGGCCCUCAGCUUAAGCUUUGGACACUCCUCUCCCCGUAGCGAACAACUCAUAUCAAGAAUACACAAGGCGAGCCACCCCACACUCUGGGGAAACGACACGAAGAGAGACCAGAGGCCAUCAAGAUGCCACCCAGAUCAGGACAUCAGCGGGCGAAGAAUAUUGCCUAUGAAGAGGAUGAUGUGUACAGCGAUAACGAAUACUACGAAGAGGACGGUGACGGAAUGACGGACGAAGAUCGAGAGCAAUUACGGCAAGGCACCAUAAUGGUCAAGGAAGCGUUGGGCUCGUCUGUAUCAGUAUCAGAUUCUCAGAUACAGGAAGCGCUGUGGCACUACUACUUUGACGUGGGAAAAUCGGUCACAUAUCUGAAGAACAAACAUGGCCCCGCUAAGACAAUUCCUGCCUCCAAACCCAAAGCCCCGUCACGUUUCGAUCAAGCUGCCAGUUCCGCAGCAUUGCUGCAAACAAAAGGCCAAGGUGAGCCUCCUAUAUCCCCCAACCGUGAACCAGAUAUAGCAUGCAUCGCACCGUCGCCUCGCUGCAUUUCCAACUCCAAUGUCCGUUCGGCCGACAAAUCCGCUACCAUGACAACCGCAUCUAAAGGCUGCGUAGAAACUCCCGACUCGGUCUUUCCUUUUCCUGCGCCUUUGGACCAUCUUUCCAUUCUUCCGCGCGACUUCUUCUGGGAUACACCGUGGGGAAACGUGGAGUCGUGUCGUUUGGGAGUCAUCAGGGAGAUACCGGUUCUUCCACGAGGGCGGCUACUAGGUGGUUCGUCUAGGCCGUCCAAGUUGGCCGCUCUUGCUGCUGCCCGGAAGAAGAAGCAGGAAGAAGCAAACCGUGAAACGGCUGUGCCCCAACCGAAUGCGUCAGCUUCCGAGGCUGACCAGGCCGUGGCACUUUUGGACAAACUCAACUUCAAGAACAAGGCUGGCAAUGGCUCCUCUACACCUACGCCGAGCGAGGAACGGGGCCGAAACGAGAGGCUUGGCCGAUUGCAGUUCCUAAAGCGCCAAAGCUCUCCAGAAAAAGUGAACACCCCCCCCGAGGAACCUCCGGAGCCAGAAGAAGAAGUCCUUACCGUCCAAGUGCCCAACAUAAGAACAACUCCUUCCAUGUUUGCUUCUACCAUUUGCGGUAUUGGAAGACUGCCAGCCGCAGAACAGCCGUCGGUAAUCUCGUCGUUCCCGGUCCCCUUUUCUGGCAUGGAGGAUCCGACUUCACGGGGGCUGUUCGCUGGCCCCAGCCCCGACGACAUUGUCCUUCGCGCCCAGGCUAAGGGUAACAAACCAAAAGGCGGUCAGCAGAAAACGCCUAAAGAGCAGAAGUUGGCACAGUCAAUGGAGACAUUGGCAGUCGAGGAGACACCAUCAGUCAAAAGCAAGAACCUGAACGUAGCGGAGGAGUUUGAGAAAAGUGGCAUGAAAAGGAUGGCCAAUUUCGUUGUUGUUGGUCAUGUUGACCAUGGAAAGAGCACACUCAUGGGCCGUCUUCUCUAUGAUCUGAAGGUUGUAGACCAGCGCUCAAUAGAUAAGUUGCGCAAGGAGGCCGAGACCAUCGGCAAGUCAUCGUUUGCGCUCGCUUGGGUCAUGGAUCAAACAAGCGAAGAGCGCAAUCGAGGAGUGACCGUCGAUAUUGCCACCAACUACUUCGAGACAGAGAAGACCAGGUUUACGAUACUGGAUGCCCCUGGACACAAAGACUUUAUACCAAAUAUGAUUGCGGGCGCGUCGCAGGCCGACUUCGCAGUCCUCGUCAUAGACGCCAGUACUAACAGCUUCGAAUCUGGCCUGCGAGGGCAAACAAAGGAGCACGCACUACUGGUGAGGAGUCUGGGAGUUCAACGUCUGGUUGUUGCUGUCAACAAGAUGGACACAGUAUCAUGGUCGCAAGAGAGAUUUGAGGAGAUCAAACAGCAGAUGUCGGCCUUCCUCACAACAGCCAACUUCGCCAAAAAGUCCAUCACAUUCGUCCCCUGCGCCGGUCUCACUGGCGAUAAUGUAACCCACAAGGUUGAAGACUCUAAUGCCAGAUGGUACACUGGCGAGACUCUCGUCGAGGCGCUGGAUGCGUCUGAGCCUGGGAAGCGCCACAUUGAGAAGCCAUUCCGACUGACGAUUAGCGACGUCUUCCGUGGCGGUAUUACCAAUCCGAUCAGUAUAUCCGGCCGCAUUGACUCUGGUUCUGUGCAAGUUGGCGAUCCCAUCCUAGCGCUGCCUGCAAACGAGAAAGCAGUCGUUAAAGUCAUCGAGGUCGAAAAUGCACCUGUAGAUUGGGCUGUGGCAGGACAGAUUGCAACACUUCACUUGGCCGACAUUGACCCCGUACAUCUACGCACAGGCGACAUCAUGUGCGAUCCAAAGGAUCCUGUGAAGCUUACCAAAUCCUUCACUUGCAAAAUCUUGGCGUUCGAACAUGUGCUGCCUGCAACCAUGGAUGUAUUUAGGGGAAGGCUACAGGCGGAAGGCAAGAUUUCCAAGCUUGUUGCUCUACUCGAUAAGACGAGUGGAGAGAUUGUGAAGAACAAGCCAAGGGUCGUGAAGCCAGGAGAGGUUGCUAGAGUGGUGGUGGAUUUGGAGAAGGAAUUGCCGCUUGAGAUAGGAAUAAGGGUGGUGUUUAGGGAGGGCGGCAAUACGGUUGCGGCAGGGUUGUUGGAGGGUUGACCGACUGGUUUUCAUGAGCUGCUGGUGGCCUAGGCUUCCUGCACCAACUGCUGGUAUUGUUCUUCGACCGCUAGUGAGCGGACGUGUUGCAACUGUACAGAAGAUAUUAUAUCAACAUACCAGUACGGG
Messenger RNA from Westerdykella ornata, 2898 nucleotides. RefSeq lists its product as uncharacterized. Gene Ontology annotation, molecular function: GTPase activity; GTP binding. Gene Ontology annotation, biological process: translation. The record is from RefSeq and is a predicted model, not a curated record. NCBI's taxonomy places the organism in Eukaryota, Fungi, Ascomycota, Dothideomycetes, Pleosporales, Sporormiaceae. The coding region runs from base 229 to 2769 and encodes 846 amino acids. The transcript has 5 exons.